Molecule: messenger RNA, 603 nt
Organism: Mytilinidion resinicola
Lineage: Eukaryota; Fungi; Ascomycota; Dothideomycetes; Mytilinidiales; Mytilinidiaceae
Exons: 3
Coding region: 1-603 (200 amino acids)
Biological process (GO): dolichol-linked oligosaccharide biosynthetic process
Cellular component (GO): UDP-N-acetylglucosamine transferase complex; extrinsic component of endoplasmic reticulum membrane
Molecular function (GO): hexosyltransferase activity
Source: RefSeq, a predicted model, not a curated record
AUGUCACUCCAAGGCAAGAAAGCGUCCAAAAAGCUGUGUUUUGUGACUGUCGGGGCAACAGCUUCCUUCAACUCUUUGAUAUCUGCUACGUUGCAUCCCCAAUUUCUCGACGCAUUAUCGAAAGCAGGGUAUACGAACCUCCUUGUGCAAUACGGCAAGGACGGCAAAGCAGUAUUUGACAAGCUGACUUCAGAGCUUGAUGGCUUAGCUGGACACGGCAUUGCGAUCGAUGGAUUUGACUUCAACCGCGAUGGGCUAGAUCAAGAAUUAAAAGCUGCAAAGGGGCUACCAGAGAACUCCGAGGGCGUUGUCAUCAGUCAUGCAGGCUCGGGCACCAUAUUGGCCGUUUUGAGGAUAGACGUACCUCUUGUCGUUGUACCAAACGAAGACUUGCUCGACAACCAUCAAGUGGAACUCGCAAAGGUAUUGGAAGAGCAGGGAUAUGUGAUAUACGGGCGUUUAGAAGAUCUACCCGCAACAAUUGCCAAAUCCGAGGAGUUACGCAUUCGACACAAGUCUUGGCCACCCGUAAAUAGUGGAGCACAUCGUCAAGCGCGGGGUCUUGCAGGUGUCAUGGAUGAAGAGAUGGGGUUUCUAGACUAG